AUGGUCUCAGUGACCACCGCGCCGCUCGCGGCGCGCCACGCGUACCUGCCCCAAGAGGAGGCGAGGGGCAAGGGGCGGCGGAUAGCCGACCGCUCGGGCGCCGCCGACGCCGCCGCGGCGUCGCUGCCAGAGAUACUUCCGGGCCUCAGGGACGCGUUCCUAGCCAGCACCGCCGCCGGCGCUGGCGGCGGCGGCGGCUACGCGGCGUGGCUGUCUCAGGAGCUCGCGCGGCGGCGGCUCUUUGAGGGCGAUGGGCUGGCGCCGGCGGCGGCGGUGCGGAUGCAUUCGUUCUCUGUGCAGCGGUACUCUUCGGGGUCGCUGCAGUGA
Molecule: messenger RNA, 327 nt
Organism: Monoraphidium neglectum
Lineage: Eukaryota; Viridiplantae; Chlorophyta; Chlorophyceae; Sphaeropleales; Selenastraceae
Exons: 1
Coding region: 1-327 (108 amino acids)
Source: RefSeq, a predicted model, not a curated record